This is a messenger RNA of Anneissia japonica, 1426 nucleotides long. RefSeq names its product lactadherin-like. The record is from RefSeq and is a predicted model, not a curated record. NCBI's taxonomy places the organism in Eukaryota, Metazoa, Echinodermata, Crinoidea, Comatulida, Comatulidae. The coding region runs from base 110 to 865 and encodes 251 amino acids. The transcript has 4 exons.
UUUGUUAUUGAUCAUAAGAUUAUUUAAUUUCAUUGUGUUGCAUCUGGUUUUGAGUGUAAUACAUUUUUGGAGGAUUUUUACUGAAGUAUUGCAGUAUUUUGUAACAUAAAUGAUUCGCAUGAUGUUGUAUAUCUUGAGUUUAAUAUAUAUGAACGUGUUGGUAUUAAUGAAUCCUGUAUCAUCAGAGAAUUGUUUAGACCCCCUUGGUGUCGAGGACGGAAGUAUUCCCGCGGACCAACUGACAGCGUCCAGCGAAUGGGACCCGUCGCACGGGUCUCAACGGGCAAGACUGAAUACCAUAUUAAACAGUGAAGGGAUUGGAGCCUGGUCUGCAAAAUUCAAUGACCUAGACCAAUGGAUUCAAGUUGAUCUUGGUACAUUGAAAAACGUACAAGGAGUAAUCACUCAAGGUCGCAACCGCUACAAUCAAUGGGUUACAUCAUAUGAAGUUCGUUACAGUGUUAAUGGUAACAGCUUUGAGGUAAUAACCGACGCAAAUGGCCAAGUUGCGGAGUUCGAUGGAAAUUCUGAUCAAGACACUACUGUUACAAACAUAUUUUAUACUCACGUGUACGCUCAAUUCAUCCGUAUUCAUCCAAUCAGUUGGCAUAACCAUAUAAGCUUACGAUUCGAGGUUCUUGGAUGUCAAGUAUGGCCAGGAAACAGAUUGCACUCUACCUAUUACAAGUCAUCUCGUUCGAAUAGUGCAUGUCGAAAACGUUUAGAAAUUGUCGAUCUCCGGACACGGAGCUGCUUGACAUGCGCUGUGGAGUGUAUGAGAAUGCAAGGAUGCAAGGAUUUUAAGUACGAUACAGGUGAAUGUCUUUUUAAUACCAAUGGAUAUUAUGCUGCAUUUCAGUUAUAAAUUCAAUGAUGCUUUAUUAUUGGCGGAUAAUACCAAUGGGUGUCAAAAAAUGCGAUUGUCCCCCGACAGCAGCAAAGGAUGAAAUCACUGCUAAGGAGGUUAUGUAUUCAUUCCUGUCUGUCUCCUACUCAAAAUGUGGAAGGAAUGGAUCAUCAUGAAAUGUCGUUGAAUGGUACAUAGUAUCUAAGAAAGCGAUUAUUAUCUUUUGGAAAAAAAUGUCAAGGUCACAGAAAUUUUAUUUUCCUGAACUUUCCCUCGAGUAUAAAAGAAAAUAAUAAUAUCACUCAUACAAGGCCCGCGUAUUGUUCGGAUCCAGGCACUUGGUGGAGGUACGCACUUUAAGGAGUGACUGCUCUAAUAGUUAUAUUUUCUGAUUUAAAAAAAUGUAAUGGAAAAACAAAACAAAAACAGGUGUCUACUUGAUAGCAGUAUUGAUGGCAAUAAUGGUGAUAAUUAUAGUGAUGGAAAUUGCUAUAAUGAUUAUGGUACUAUUAUUGUUUAUGGUGAUAAUGAUCACAGUUAAUGGUGAUAACAAUAAUAAUAAUAAUGAUUAUAGUAAUA